UUGGUAGUAAACUAGUAACCCAUUGGGUCGGGUCGGGUCUGGUCGGGCUUUCGAUGUCACAACAUCCGCAUCUCACUCUCUAGAUCCUUCUUCUUCUUCCCCGGCACUUGAAGUUCAAACCUUAAACCCUAGCACAUCUCCUCCUCUAAACCCUAAAACCCUAAGAUCAAAUUAACAAUGUAUCGCGCAACUUCUUCGAUCGCUUCUUCAAUCAUCAGGGCCACUGCAUCAAAGAAAAAGGUUUGGGGUGGUAGAGCUCUGUUGACGAGGAACUAUGCGGCAAUGGACAUCAAUUUUGGCGUGGGAGCUCGUGCUGCGAUGUUGCAGGGAGUUCAGGAGCUUGCGGAUGCUGUCAAGGUUACAAUGGGACCAAAGGGACGGAAUGUAAUUAUUGAGAAAAGUCAUGGAGAUCCUAAGGUCACAAAAGAUGGUGUUACAGUUGCGAAAAGCAUCGAGUUCAAGGAAAGAGCAAAAAAUGUUGGUGCUAAUCUUGUAAAGCAGGUUGCUAGUGCUACCAACACUGCCGCAGGAGAUGGCACAACUUGUGCUACUGUGCUAACUCAAGCAAUACUCAGUGAAGGUUGCAAGUCUGUGGCAGCUGGUGUGAAUGUCAUGGAUUUGCGUAAUGGUAUAAAUAUGGCGGUGGAUGCUGUCUUGUCUCACUUGAAAAGCAAAGCUUGGAUGAUAAAUACACCGGAGGAAAUCACUCAGGUGGCAACUAUUUCUGCAAACAGUGAAAGAGAAAUCGGGGAGCUGAUAGCUAGAGCAAUGGAAAAAGUUGGAAAAGAAGGUGUCAUCACUGUUGCUGAUGGUAAUACAUUAUAUAACGAGCUGGAAGUGGUGGAGGGUAUGAAAUUAGCGAGGGGUUAUAUAUCUCCCUAUUUUAUUACAGAUGAAAAGACCCAGAAAUGUGAACUUGAUAAUCCAUUAAUCCUUAUUUAUGGCAAAAAAAUCUCGGACAUGAAUUCUCUUGUCCGGAUAUUGGAGCUUGCUGUAAAGAAAAACAGAGCUCUCUUAAUUGUUGCCGAGGAUGUGGAAGGUGAUGCCCUGUCAAUGCUUGUAUUGAACAAGCAUCAUGCUGGUGUCAAGGUCUGUGCUAUCAAAGCUCCUGGUUUUGGUGAAAAUAGAAAAGCAAAUUUGGAGGAUCUUGCCAUUCUUACUAGUGGUGAGGUUAUUGAUGAAGAUCGUGGCCUUUCUCUUGAUAAUGUCAAGCUAGAUAUGCUUGGUACCGCCAAAAAGGUCACUGUUUCUCAGGAUGAUACUAUUGUAUUACAUGGCGGUGGUGACAAAAAGCUUAUUGAAGAGAGGUGUGAACAGCUGAGAACAUCUAUUGAAAGAAGCACUGCUAUGUUUGACAAGGAGAAAGCACAAGAACGACUAUCAAAGCUUUCAGGAGGUGUAGCUGUGAUUAAGGUUGGUGGAGCUAGUGAGGCUGAAGUUGGUGAGAAGAAGGAUAGGGUUACCGACGCUUUAAGUGCUGCAAGAGCUGCUGUUGAAGAGGGUAUUUUGCCUGGUGGUGGUGUGGCUCUUUUAUAUGCUACUAAGGAGUUGGGUAGAAUUGAAUCAUCCAAUAGCGACGAGAAAAUAGGCGUUCAGAUCAUUCAAAAUGCUCUGAAGGCACCUGCUUACACUAUUGCUGCAAAUGCUGGGGUUGAUGGUGCUGUUGUUGUUGGCAAACUACUAGAACAGGAUGAUUUCAAUUUGGGAUAUGAUGCUGCUAAAGGUGAGUAUGUUGACAUGGUAAAAGCUGGAAUCAUCGAUCCCCUUAAAGUUAUCAGAACUGCUCUUGUAGAUGCAGCAAGCAUCUCGGUACUAUUGACAACCACUGAGGCAGCAGUUGUAGAGCGUGCAGAUGCAAAAGCUAGCAAAUCACCAAGUCGCAUGCCAGACAUGGACGAUUAUGAUUACUAAUGAGGUUGAUUAAAGGGAAAGUUUUUAUUUUAGUUGAGUUUUUGCUACAGAGGAUAGUUUCCAGUAAGGGAGUUUUGAAACUGAUUUUAACCAGUGAUUUUUACUUGCCAAAAUCGAGAAUAUUGAGUGGUCAUAUUUGGAUCAUAUUGUUGUAAAAAUCGUGGGGUUUUUAAUGGUUAGCCACUAGCCAGGCAACUCUUGUUCUAAAAAUAUCAGAAGGUUGGCAUUAGAUAAUUAUAUUCGGAAGGUUGAUGUUAUUAGGCUGGAAUCCUAUAAUGUGAUAAACCCACAUAUUUAUCAUAAAUUUCUGUUAUCGUUGAUGAA
Molecule: messenger RNA, 2235 nt
Organism: Asparagus officinalis (garden asparagus)
Lineage: Eukaryota; Viridiplantae; Streptophyta; Magnoliopsida; Asparagales; Asparagaceae
Product: chaperonin CPN60-like 2, mitochondrial
Exons: 18
Coding region: 178-1911 (577 amino acids)
Biological process (GO): protein refolding
Cellular component (GO): mitochondrion; cytosol
Molecular function (GO): ATP binding; ATP-dependent protein folding chaperone
Source: RefSeq, a predicted model, not a curated record